AAAUAACAAACGAAGCCGAAAAUACAAUUGACUGUGCUAAUGCGUACAUCGCAAUGUAUACAAACAGCAAUCUAUUCAGACGAUUUUUUUUUUAUGUUUUUAUAGUUCUCUUCUCUUUCUCUCUGUGUUGUUGUAUUUUUUUCGGUGUGCUACCUGCUAGCGUCGUCUUUCCAGUGCACUGAUAAAUUUUCGUUCAGUUGAAUUUUACUGUUUGCAAUUAGACUAGAAAUAAAUAGUUGGUUCGACAGGAUUUUUUUUUCGUUGGAUCGUUGUUUACAUUUUUGGAUGUUUUCUUUUUUCGAGUUGCUAACCAAGCUGUCGUGUAGAAGUGCUGCAGUUUUUCCCCACGUUUAUUAUAAAGAAAUACAAUUUGUUGACUGCGUUUUGUGCACUGUGAAAAGUAAUUUAAAAGAUCUGUUGAUUAGUUCUAUAUACAAUGAUGUGUGUGUGCUUCUUCUUUUUGCUCCGUCGUUGCAGUAUUUCGGAUUGUGCAAGUAAUAAAAUGUAAAGUAUAUCGCACGAGUUUUAUGGCACAUUACGUUUCUUCUUUUUUUUGCCUUUUCAAUCGGCAAGAAACAAAGUGUAUGAUAGUUGCUCAUUUCUGUGUAGAGACUUUGAACGAUCAAUUGAUUUUUUUUCAGUUCAAGUUUGUAAAAAGAGUCAAUUUCAAAGGGAAAAAAAUCAGAAGAAACAAGAGACAAGUGAAAAGAAACAUAUUGCGAUUUGUCUAUAUCAACCACACAUCGAUUUUACUGUGUCAGAGAGAAAUAGUGUGCAAAAGAAAAACGGGAAUAAAAUACAGGCCGAAAAUCACACGUUUCACAGAAUUGGAAUUUCGGCAAUAACACGAUAAUAUCUCUCUGAUUCGCUGCAUAAAUCCGUUUAUUGCCUUCCAUAAAUCAUUUCCAAAUCAAUGAAUACCGUGUACAAUAUGCGGAAUAGCUGCAUCAUUCGUGCAUGAAAAAUAGUUUGGAUUUUAUCUCAAAAGGAAUCAGACUCCCCACGCCGCAAAUCACUUCGUUAUGUGAUUUGAACAUUGUUUUAUAGUUUGCAGUUGAAGCACAAGAAUACCAAAGUGUCGCGAUGCAUAGCAAGAAAUGCGCUCAGGAAAUAUCAAGACAAAUAUUUGUGGGCCAUGUACCAAAAUGAAAUAGAUUCAGGGACAUACAAGAUGGAUGUAAUACAAGAUGUUCUUCUUAAAAGUCAUAAAAUGUUUACCGAAAUCAAGAGAGAAAAAUAGACGAACGGCGACAAGAUAAAACUGUUAACUGUAUAUAUGAAUAGGAUUGAAAUUGGACGACGCGACAGUCAACAUGUUCAAACAUUACACAGGAACAAGCGCACAUUUACUUUUUUCCUCAAAGAACGGCCUUCAUCUUGAUGCCUUUUGAAAACAAUCGCAAAGAAAAUCAAAAACACAAAUCACAAACAUCAUACAAAAAAAUUACCACAAAUACGUUAAGAAAAUUGUUAUUUUGAAACGAAAAUUUCGCAAGAAGCCACAAGUUCAAAUAAAUUAUUGUAAGAAAUAAAAAGAAAUUUUAAUGGGAAAAAACGAUUGAAUUAAACAUUUUGGAUUGGUAAAACGGUUGAAGAUGAGAUAUGACGGCGUUUGGACGGUGAAUGUUUGAUACAAAAUCGAUCGAAAGGACGAAACACGGAAAAUUGCCAGCCAAUUUUAAGUGGAAUGAGCCAGACGACAAAGAAGCAAUCGAACGAGUUUAAUGAAUAUGAUAGUGGUAAUGGGCCUAGACCUCCUGUGCCUGGUAAAGAAAGUGAAGCUACGAAGAUGACCACCGAAGGUGCUUCAAAUAGCACAUCCAGUUCAAAUUCAAAUUCGAAUCGUUCGCCCGAUGCGGAAUGCUCAUUUUCGGCACGUAUUCGAAAAUGGCAGGAAAGCUUUGGGUGUCUGUUGGCCGACAACGAAGGCGUCGAAUUACUGUUAAAAUUCGUCGAAGAAGAGGCCGGCCUCAAUUCAAUCCAUUACAUUAGACUAAAAUUAUAUUUUGCUGUCGAGGGAUUGAAGCUGCAACGCGAAGAGAAGAUAAUUCGUAAACUGAUUCGUAGAAUAAGUGAUGAAAUAACACGCGGUCAAAUCGAAAUAUCACCCGAGCUUCGCACCACCAUCACCGGUAUCGUUCUAAAGAAAUCUCCGCCAAACACAAACAUUUUCGACGACUUACAACAACAAUUGAAAGAAACAAUUGCGUCCUCAUCGUAUCGAACAUUUUUGCUCUCGGCAUUUUUUAUCGAUUAUGUUGAAGAGCAGAAAAAGAAGUACGAACCGAAACCACGCAUCACAGCUGCCAGUUUAGCAAGUGCAAUGAAUAAUGUUGCGGUUGCGAGCAGUUCUGCCGACGGUGCAACGGGCUUUAGCCGCCCAAUGACCGUUGAACUGUCACCCUUGUUAACGUCUUCGAAUUUACAAACAUUGCAUGAAGAUGCCGAACUUACUUUAAGCAAAGAGCCUACUUUAACGAAAACAACGACUGAUCGACCUAUGCCAAAGCUAACAGAGGGACUCCUGUUAGUUACACAAAAUAGAAGACUGGAAGUUAGACCGGAAGGUGCGCACGGGUACACAUACAAUGUACCGUUAAAUUCGUCUUUUAAUCCAGUAUCUCGACAAGGUUCUGAACAACAGAGUUGUAGUUCAGCUAGUUUGACCGACUCUGAAGUAAAUUCAAAAGACGGAAAACCAUAUUUCCACCGAAGACCGAUGCCAAUAGAAGAUAUGCGAAAGUGUAUGAAUGGACCGAUUGCGUCACACAAAACCGCGGUUUAUCCAUUGGCCCAAGGAUCGAAGGAACGUACCAAGACACCGCCACCCAUUUCAAAAUCGAAAAUGGAACAAGCAUCACAUCCAUUGGACGCAGCGGAACUGUGUAAAAAAUUAACGGCAUUGAAAGAGGAACUGGAUAAGAAGGGUGAGCGGUUACACCGUAUAUUGAGUGAUAAAUUGCAAUCAGCGCAACCGAGAGAAUUUCCGCUCGUUGAAGAGGAUGACCAAUCAAUUUUAGAUCAUCAUGUCAGUCGCGUUUUUUCACCUGGUGAUUCGACACCUGGUAACGAGUCUCCCCGGCAUCUGCAAAAAAAUCAUCAUCGCUCCAACGAAAUGAGUUCUUCCACACCCGAUUUUGCUACUCAACAACAAAUGCGACAUUCGAGAUCGAUUCCGGAGCAUGCUGGGCUGUUCGGUAGUUCUAAGACUAAAGUUCACAAUAUGUGGUCUUCACAAAAUAUUGAUAGUGGAAUCGAUAGUUUAUAUGCAGCCACUGCGCCAUAUAGAGCAAAGGAAACGCGAUCAAUUGAACAAUGGUCCAAUGAGACAAUGCGUAAAACAUCGAAAGAGGAUUCGAGAAAGACACGAAACAAAAUGCCACCACCACCAAGCUAUCAAGCUUGCAUUAUGCCGACAUCAUUUAGCCAUCAAACCAACUCAUUACCACGGAUGCAUGAAGAGGAGAAACAUUUCACACUCGUUGUUUAUAAUUAUGAAGAUGAGAAGAUACCAUAUCGAUCAAAAAUACCGACAAUUGGCAACCAAUUAACAUUGAAGCAAUACAAGGAACAUUUACCGAAGAAAGGAAAUUACAGAUUUUAUUUUAUUACCACUUGCGAUGACCCAGAGAGUCCAAUCAUUCAGGAGGAAGUGACCGACGAUAUGGACCUGCUACCAUUGCAUGAUGGCAAAGUUUGUGGCUACGUCAAGUCCAUCAAUUAAUCAUCAUUAAUGUUUCUAAGUUCAGCACAUUUAGAUAGUUUCAACGGCAUCCGACGUUUUUCAUUGCAUGAUAAAAAAAAAACUAAUUUAUUUGCAUAAAUAACAUGGUAAAACUGAAACAAUGUCCAAGCAAACGAACGACUGUUCCCCUUCCCCCCAUUUUUUUUUAGAAAAUUAAAUACUAAGUAAAUCGUAGGCACAUAAGAAUCGAAUCACACGAAGUCUCUGAACGUUUUCUUGCACGGAAACGAUUGAACGAAAACGGAUUGCCUAUCCACCUGAUGAUAGAUAAUUUUGUUACGUCGCUUCGGUAAAUUAUUAUAAGUCAUAGUAAUUGUCCCAAUUUGCUUCCAACAUGAUAAAUGCCUAGCCAGUAUCUGUAUACUGGUGUGUUUAUCCUAACAUUUUAUAUUGACCAAGGCCAGAAUUUGAUCAUGAUUUUUUUUCCUCAAAUUUUUUUUCCCAAUUUCCCGUUUUUUGAUGCUCUCUUAAUUCGGCAACAAAUACCGUUUGACAUCAAGAAUACAUUGUUGGGUUCGUUUUCCUCGCUUGAUUGCCAUCAAAAAAAUAUUAGUAUCGAUUGCACACAAUUGGCAAUAUUCGAAAGCCGUAGCCAUGCAUCUUUAUUUGUAGUCGAAUGUUCAGUUAUAGCGCGUAGAAUAAGAGAGAAAGUAUUCUGAUAUUUCAUAUAGAGAACGAGCCACUAUAUUCUUUUAAAAGAAGUUUCGCAGUUAAAACAAAAAUUACCUACCGUAAAACUCGAGUUGCAAGUAAGAGAAGGAAAUGGUGUUGUCGUCUCGAUGUGGAUGGAUUGGCGUGAAAAUUCAUUCAUUCAAAAUUCCAACCGAUUCAGAAAGAGUAAAUUUUUAUUAUUGCCACGACGAUUCUGUUUGCGUUGAAUCGGCAGGCCGAAAGCAAAUGAAAAUCAACACACGGAUUUAUUCAAUUCGAAUUUUUCAAAAUGACACAGACUUGAUUAUUUCUCACAAACAAAGGAGAUUUUUUAUUUCUUCCAUACAGAAUAUUUAUCUACCAAUUGCAUUUGGUUCAUUGUUUUUUUUCUCUGUAUAAAUUGCCACAUAUCUAUCUAUAAAUGAAACUUCCAUUUAAUCCACAUCAAUCGCAUUCACAGCCUUCACCGACCCCAUAUUUACAAAACAAAACAAAUUAUUUUAAUUUGCUAUACAUAUGCCACAAAUAACCGGUACACGGUCUUUUUUUUCGUAAAAUUAAGUCUUAGAAGAAACAAUAUCGAACAAACGAAAAUCAAAAUAGUUUUUAGUAUGUAAUUUAGAGAAACAUGCUUCGAAAAUACAUUUCGAAUAUACGUAUAUACAUAGAGAGAAAGAGUGUAUGAUUUUUUUUUCUUCUUCGGAGAAUCGAAUACGAAAAGCCACUUAUUUACAUUUAAACAUAAUGAUAAUAUUAAAAAGAAUCAUCCACGAAGAAAAUGAAAUAAUUUAAACGGUCCAAAUCUAACAGUGACAGUGCUACUUAAACUAAUAUGAACCAUUUUGUAUGAUUUUUUUUAAACUUCAAUAGAAUAAAUAAUAAUUUUCAUAUAAAGCAAUAAAAUCAAAAAAGGUAAGCGACAAAAA
Messenger RNA from Sitodiplosis mosellana (orange wheat blossom midge), 5322 nucleotides. It is a transcript of the gene Axn, whose product is annotated as axin. NCBI's taxonomy places the organism in Eukaryota, Metazoa, Arthropoda, Insecta, Diptera, Cecidomyiidae. The record is from RefSeq and is a predicted model, not a curated record. The transcript has 8 exons. Bases 1688 to 3724 code for a protein of 678 amino acids. Gene Ontology annotation, biological process: negative regulation of canonical Wnt signaling pathway.